GUUGCUUUUUUCGUAGAGUGCAGAAGUACGGGUCGCGUCAGAAAUUGAUUGAUAUGUUUUGUUUUUAGAAAUUAAAGAGUUAUUAACUAAAUAUAUACAUGCAACAACUAAAAAUAACCGAAGGGAGUUGAUGCGCCAUAGUCAGUCGUUUCGCGGUGUCGGGGAAGAGUGGUUUGUUUUUGAUCGCUUCGUAUGAGGUAAAAUUGCAAAAUGAUCGAGUAGUGGCUCAUGCGGGAAUUGUAAAACAUUUCAUCGAUUGUAAUUAUAAUUUGCUUGUGACCAUAUAAGAAGUGAUUCAGAAAUCGAAAGCCCAGUAAAUGUUUUAUUUUCGUUUAUAAUAUUGCGAGUCAACAGCAAAAUAGCAAAGCACAACGCUUUGCGGACCCAAAUAGUGUUUGUAGCGCGAGUUUUAUGGUUUUUUGUUCGACGGCCCUGAAAAAGCCAGUUUUCCAAUUUGUGUUUAAAAUAAUUUUAGAAUUUUCCAAAUCGACGCAAUUUCCGCUCACAAGAAAUGCAGUUCAAAGUGAAUAUGUGAGAAAAAAAAAUAAAAGAAAAGGCAGCAGCAGGCAAAGCAAAUAAAAGUCACGCGUGUUAGUGUGUGUGUGUGUAAGUGUGUGAUUGUGAUUCGAGUACACAAGCAAGAGGGAAGGAGAGAGAAAAAUUAAAUAAAACACAGAAAAGUCAAAACGAGUAGCAAAGUGCAAAAAGUAGAAUGAGAGACGACGAGGCAUUUAUACGAAAUUUAGUGAAAAAGUAAAAUACAAAUCCAAAAACAAAAAAAAUGUUAAAUUCAAUAAUGUGCAUUUAAGAAACGGUGAAAUACGGCAACGCAAACACAACAUCAGCAGCAGGCUAAAACGCAACAGUCGAAGACCAAUAACCACGGCCCCGCCUCUUCCCCCGCUCAUCGUAAACAGCGUUGUCGUACGCUGGCGUAUUUCUUUGUUUUGUUUGGUUUCUUUAUACGCUCACCCACACACGCACGCACGCAUCCGUCUUAGAGAAUACAAGGACAACGACAACACCAGCACCAUCUGUAGGAAUAGUAGAAGGACCAGCCGCACAGUGGAGCAGAAAUUAGGCUGUCAACAGCUGUGGCGGAGCUGACCAACAACAACAACAAUAACAAUGGACACAUUUCGCAAGUGGCUAAACAAACCAAAGGCUGAUGACAAAUCUUUGCUGGCUCGCUUCUAUCAUGCAGAUCGCUCACUUACAGCGGUGGCCAGUGAACUGGACAGUUUCGAUGGACGCGCCGAGCCGGAUCGAUGUUCCCGUUUGGUCAGCAGAUUGCGACAAAAUCAGGACAAAGUGCUGGCCAUAACAAAUUUAAUAAUGGAAGAACUUCUCGGCGAAGAUCGUGAUCCGCGUGCAUUUCGUGCAAAAUUUCCCGAAGAAGUGCUGCAGGAGAAUCUGGCCGGUCAAUUGUGGUUUGGAGCAGAGUGCCUGGCAGCCGGCUCUUCAAUUUUGAAUCGUGAGACGGAGAGCAAAGAGAUGCGUCCCCUGGCCCAGGCGGUGACCAAAAGUCUGGGCAAUGUGCGUGUCCUGUUGCGUGAUCAGUGCCUGCGGAACAAUGUGCCGAACAGCAAGACAUUGCAUUUGGAUUUCAAUGACUGCACGACGGAACAGCUCUACGAGAGUCUCAAGAUCUUCGAUCGCCUGUUUGCCGAAUUCGAGUUGAGCUAUGUGAGCGCUAUGGUGCAGGUGAAAUCGCGUCAUGAGUACGAAAUGCAACAAUGGAUCGGUGUGCUGUUCUCGGAAACAUUGCAACGGGCCUUGAAGAUGGGCCUGCUCGAUCAGGAGAUGGUCGAUGCCUUUGACCCGGGCCUAAUGUUCUCUAUUCCACGUCUGGCGAUUGUAGCUGGUUUGGUGGUCUAUAACAAAGGACCACUCAACAUGGACAUGCCGGGGGAUCAGUUGUCGGAAAUGUUUCGACCAUUUCGCACCAUUCUCAUCAAGAUUCGUGAUUUGUUACGCAAUCUAAAUCAGCAAGAGCUCUAUCAACUGGAGAAAUUGCUAUGCACCAAUGAGGAUAUUAACACAAAGGCUCCCCUCGGUUCGAGUAGUAUUGAAGCGCCCAGUCAACAAGACUAUAGCACAGCAAACACACACAGGACUUUGGAGCGAUUGACGGUGGAUCAGCGCAACAAUAAUAAUAAUAUUAAUAACAAUAGUAGUAGCAGUAGCAACAGCAACAGCGGUGCUCCUUCUGUACAGGAGGAUGCUAAUCACCGUUCUCCGUCCAUGUUGUCACUGUCCACCGCUUCGCCAACACCCUCACACUCCAUUGGCUCGACUUUUUCGGCGGCAACAAGUUCCACAAAUCCACCAGUCAAUUGGAGUGACGGAGAUGAUGCAGACGACGAUGAUGAUGGUGAUGAUGAUGAUGAGGACGACGACGACGACGUCGAUGAUGAUCUGGUGGGUAAUGAUGAUAGCGAUGAUGAUGAUGAUGAUACAACGGAUGAACAUUUACUGGAUGAUAUUGUGGCAGCCGAUUGUGCCUCUGGCUAUCUUAUACCGAAUACGAAUCUGGGCAAUUUGUUACAACCUCAACAAGUUACGCUCACCGAUAAUUUUGUGGCCAGCGACGAUGAUGAUGGUUAUGGACAGGUAGCAGCAGGAGCAGGGAAUGAUGAGGAGCCCAGCACAAGUGCUGCCACCCGGCAUAUGCAACGUUUGCAUCUGCCAAGCAGUGAUAGUUACGGCGAUGCCGAUGGCAGCCACAACAAUACAACGACAAUCAAAUCUCCUGAUUCUGAUGGGCAACAGCAGCAUCAGCAGCAUACCAGCAGUCGGCAGCGUCAUAGUCAUCACCACCACCGUCAUCAUCAUCAUCACCAUCGUCAUAGUAGUCAUAGUAGUCAUAGCCAUCACCACCAGCAUCAGCAGCAUCAUAGCCAACCACAUCCACAUCGCACCACUCGCAGUGGCCGCAAACGUUGCAGCCUGGAGUCGCCCACGGAUGUGGAUGUCACUGUUGUGCAACCAGAGCCAGAGCCAGAGCUGGUCAGUGCCAGUGCUGACAAUAGCACAGCCUCCUCGCUAUCCGAUGACAUCUCCUUGGCCAUGCGUAAUACAACGGCACGCCUCAAAUUCAAGAGCACUGAGAAUCUGCUGCAUCGCCUGUUUGUUUGCAUUGCCGGCGUAGCUGAUCAAUUGCAAACGAAUUUCGCCUCAGAUUUACGCCAAAUAUUGCGAAGUGUGUUCCUCAUGAAUGUGUCCUCGUCUCAGGAGGAGAUUGAUGACAUACCCGAAAAGACAAAGGAGUCGGAACUGUUUGAGUUUCGUGCCUCCGAGAAUGAUGUGAUACAAGAGAGCGCUGGCUCUAACCAAAGCAUUUACUCAGCCGAGGAAGUAAAUCCCGAGCUGGACAAUGUGUUCAGCGCCAGUGGAGCUCGUCAUUCUGCUGGCGCCAGUAUGCAACGCAAUCACACAACAAUCGACAACAACAAUAGCACCUCAAGUAGUCCGCCAGAUGCAACAAUAACAACAACAACAACAACCACGACAACUCGUAGUCAUGUGACACGAAGCCGUAGUCUGGGCGAUCAGGAGGUUGUUGCCUCCGCUGCGGCAGCCGCUGCUGCUGCAGUAAACGAAGAACGUGAGAUGCAGCGUCAACGUAAUAAUUCCGUGGGUAGCAAUACACCAUCUAGUGCCUCCUCAUCCGCAACAAGCUCAAGCUCGGAGCAGAAUUCGCCUGUCAGUAUGCGCAGUGGCACUGGACGUCGUCGGCAUCAGAGCAACAAUGAAACACAAAUGCCCACGACGGCGACGACGACGACAACAACAGGAACGGGGACACUGGCGCCUCCUGCUUGGAUACCCGAUGGCAAGGCUCCACGUUGCAUGUCCUGCCAGACGCCAUUCACUGCCUUCCGUCGACGUCAUCACUGUCGCAAUUGCGGUGGGGUUUUCUGUGGUGUCUGCUCCAAUGCAUCUGCUCCGCUACCCAAAUAUGGUCUAACCAAGGCGGUGCGUGUCUGUCGUGAUUGUUAUGCGCGUGAAAUUCGCUCCAGCGGGGGAGGAGGAGGAGGUGUAGUCCAAAUGCAGAGACAACAGGCCGCCAAUAGGCCGCAAACUGCAAGCGCCUCUUAGGAUUGGCUCCUGGCGCUGUUAGCAGGCGCUACACAUGACCAAAAAGAAAAUCAAGAAAAGCAAAACUGUGAAUCGCGCAAUAUCUUUGGAAAUAGUUUUCUCUGCUAUCCUGCGUUAUCCUAGAAAUCAACAAGCAACAACAGCAAACAACUAAACCUUGACAAGACCUAUACCACGCACAAAAUAAUCCGAGUGCAUUCCCAAUAUAGAUCGCAUACAUCUUAGCUAUGUACUAUAUACCUACAUACAUAUAUAUAAAUAUAAUAUAUUUUUUAUUUAGAAUCCAAUGACCAUCUAGAUGUACAAUAAAGAAUUUUUCGAUUCGUGUAAACCAACAAUAAACCCCAUCCCAACCCC
This is a messenger RNA of Drosophila willistoni, 4458 nucleotides long. Its product is annotated as lateral signaling target protein 2 homolog. Lineage: Eukaryota; Metazoa; Arthropoda; Insecta; Diptera; Drosophilidae. The transcript has 5 exons. Gene Ontology annotation, cellular component: early endosome membrane. Gene Ontology annotation, molecular function: metal ion binding. The record is from RefSeq and is a predicted model, not a curated record. Bases 1129 to 4101 code for a protein of 990 amino acids.